CCACAGGAUCAUGCCCUGACAAGGUCGUUUUCACAGUCAAGGUCACCGUGAGACUCAAAGGGUCAAGAUGGCAAAGUACACAAUUGUCUUGGUGAGGCAUGGUGAGAGCAGCUGGAACAAGGAAAACAGAUUCUGUGGUUGGUAUGAUGCAGAUCUGUCAGAAACUGGGAUCGAGGAGGCAAAAAAUGCUGGGAAGGUGUGUUGUUGAAUUACAUCAUUCAGUUAUGCUGAAAGAGAAAGGCUUUGUGUUUGAUGUUGCCUUUACUAGCGUGCUGAAGCGAGCGAUCAAAACCUUGUUCUUUAUCCAAGACGAGCUGGACAAUCACUGGAUUCCUGUACACAGGCACUGGCGACUCAACGAGCGUCAUUACGGAGGACUUCAGGGUCUGAACAAAUCAGAAACGGCCGCUAAACAUGGGGAAGACCAAGUUAAGAUCUGGAGACGAUCUUACGACACACCACCACCUCCACUGGAACAGGAUGAUCCCAGGAGUGCUGCUAAUGAUCCCAAGUAUAGUCAUUUGGAUAAGAAUGCUGUGCCGUCAUGCGAGUGUCUAAAGGACACAGUGUUCCGAGCUCUACCCUACUGGCAUGAUGUCAUUGUUCCUACCAUCAAGUCAGGACAACGUGUACUGAUAUCUGCUCAUGGAAACAGUUUGAGGGCAUUAGUCAAGUACCUGGAUAAGAUUUCUGAUGCAGACAUAGCAGGCCUGAACAUCCCUACAGGUAUCCCAUUGGUGUACGAGUUAGAUGAAAAUCUUCAGCCUGUACGGCACUUCUACUUAGCCAGUGAGGAGGAGGUGAAAGCUGCCAUGGAUAGAGUAGCCAACCAAGGCAAGGCAAAGUGAAACCCUUAGCGACAGUGCUUGCAGUGGCUCAAUUAAUACAAAUGCCCGGGGCUGUUUUCAUUUUACUGUAAAAUUUACUAAUAUGACUGAAGUGAACUUUCAUAUUCUAAUUUUGCUAAUUCUGUUAAAAUGUCACUUUUUUUUUUUAAGUUAUGGUCUUGUUUUAAAGGAUAAGUAAUGAAAAUAUGGAUGUAUCUCCUUCUACCUAUCAACUUUAUUAUUGUUUUUUUUUUGUAUUUGAUUGGGAAAUGUUUAACAAAUCCCAUUGUAUUGCUCUCAAAAUAUUUAUUAUGUCACCCACCUUCGAAUGGGGUGAGGCUUUUUGUUUUUGUGCUAGAAUUUCAGGCAGCCGGUGUGCUUUAAUAUGCUCCUACAUGUACUGAUCUUAAGUCAAAUUUCUCGUAUUAAAUGAAGUUCAUUAUUUCAUCACAUGAACAAUGAAUGUAAAACUCUGAUGACGGUAAUUUGAAGGAAGAGACAAAUUAAGGAUUUUGUCUAUGUAGUCAUUAAUUUAGAACAUAUUAUACGUCAAAAGUGGGCUGUCAUAUGACCAAUAUAAAGUUGGUAUCAGUUUUUGAAAUGAUAUAUGAAUAGGUAUACUGCACGGCUCUUCUGCAGACCGCCAUGGCUCAGUUGAUGCCUUAUUUUUGUCCACCCAGCAGUCAACACCAAUCAGUUGUAUAGAUAUUUUUGGUCAGUCUUACUGCCUGAACUUUCAAUAUUCCACACAAUAGCUUUAGGGGUUUUUGAGCAUUAGGGCCCUACCGAUUUGGCCGCAACUCCACUGAAACACGAGAGAGCUCACUGACACAAUGACUGCUCCCAUAAGUUUCCGAACAGAAUUUCGUAGCGUUUAUCUUGCUUGUUAUGUUCAGUGUGUUUAGGGUUGUAAAUGAUGUCUUUAUUUUAUGUGCAAAUGUUUUCGAUUGAGGCAUAGUUGUCACUGUUGUCGGCAGUGUUUUUCACCUGGGCUAUCAGCCGAGUUUUCAGUUGAUGUACUAUAGUAACUACACGUACACAUAUUCUCUUUACAAAUCUUAAUUGUAUCAUAUUUGUUCAGUAAAGUUCAUGGUUGUUGAGGUGGGACAAACAAACAAGUUGUGCUUUAAAAACAAUUCAGUCUCCUUUCCAUGUAUUUUCAUGUUACGCAACCCUUUUAAAAUCUGACUUUUGACAAUUUAUUACAAUUUAAUAACUGUGGAAUAAAUUAGCAUUGAAGUAAAUUCCAGUAGUAUAUGUUAUUUAAGUUGGUAAGUAUUUUGUUUUCUUGUAAGUUAUUAUUUGCUUACAUCCUUGUACAUCUGUACCCAGUAAGCUAAAGUGCAUAUACUAGAAAUAAGAAUACUAGAUUAUCAAAUUUUUAUGUAGUUAAAAUGUGUUUUUUAAAGAAAGAAUCUUGCAUGUGUGAAUAAUGAAUUACCUGCCUGUCGAAUCUCAGUGUACAUGUACCUUUAACCGUGAACCGGUUGUUACAUCAGUAGGCUUACCAUAAAUAAAAUGUACAGUCAGAUGUUGAGCAGGAUAUGAAGUAUUUUGGGUGUGUGAGAACAAUGGAUUUCUUGAAUACAUUUAUAGUUGACAAUGCUAAAGGAUUAGGUUCCAUAUUUAGUGUUUAUUUCAUGGUGAAAUAACCCUGUAUGUAUUGUCAGACUGAGACAAUAAGAUUAAAAAGAAAACAAAAAGGGAGUAUACAGUAAAUCUCAUGAACACGACACUCAGAGUGUGGAGAGUUAAUGACCCUGGUUUUAUGCAGCUUUUUUUUUUCAGGCGACACAUUCACUUGAUUCUGAUUGCUG
Molecule: messenger RNA, 2644 nt
Organism: Liolophura sinensis
Lineage: Eukaryota; Metazoa; Mollusca; Polyplacophora; Chitonida; Chitonidae
Product: probable phosphoglycerate mutase
Exons: 7
Coding region: 99-848 (249 amino acids)
Biological process (GO): glycolytic process
Molecular function (GO): intramolecular phosphotransferase activity
Source: RefSeq, a predicted model, not a curated record